Molecule: messenger RNA, 1983 nt
Organism: Microplitis demolitor
Lineage: Eukaryota; Metazoa; Arthropoda; Insecta; Hymenoptera; Braconidae
Exons: 6
Coding region: 179-1576 (465 amino acids)
Source: RefSeq, a predicted model, not a curated record
ACUUAAAAGACUUAAUUGUCAGCAUUUGUGCACCAGCGCAGUUACAGUUAACAUGAUUAUCCAGCGUAUAGAGCAAUUAUUAUAAGCAUGAGCGUGUCACCAAAGUUUUUGGAGCGUCAUUUUUAACCGUACUCUUAAUAAAGAAGGAUGCUCAAAAAACACUAAAAUUUUUUGUAAAAUGUUUCUAUUGAUAUUUAUAUUAAUUAUUGAUAGUUUGGUCGCGGAGGAGUGUUAUUACGACGGUGAUGAUUUUUGUGUCAAUCAAGACGAUAUACUUUCAGUAGAUCUGCUACCAGGAACUUUUCUACUGUCAAGUUUAUACAAAAAUGCAAGUGGUAAAAGCCAAGAUGAAAUAAAAGUCAACGGAACAUAUGAAGCAGCUUUAAAAGAGAUGAAUUAUCAUAGAAAAAGGAUGAAUGAAUAUUUAUGUCAUGGAUUUAUGGCUGAAGGAAUAUUUCAAAAUAUGAGAUCGAUACGGGUUAAACGACGUCAAGAUUCUGUAUCUUCAAACUCUAUGCCAGACUUUUUAGGAGAUGACAACGUCACAGUGCAUGACAAGCUAUUAUCUGACGAGGGUAGUAGUAAAUAUAAAGAAUGGCUUCAGAGAACAACAACCCUGAAUGACGUUUAUCGACACUACGCUCCAAAACAGAAAAUUACUAAAAAAUUCGGGCAAAAUUACGUACAUGGAAUUGAAGAGUUUGAUGGUGAAGUAACAGGCUAUGCUGUGCCUGCGCCAAUAUUUCCAGACAAGAUCAGUUCACAAUAUGAUUCUUCUGAUUAUGAUGACAUAUCAUCUUCUCCAACUGGGCAUACGUACAAUCAUCACGGUCCUCCUCAACAUUAUGGCCCUCCUCAACAUCAUGGUCCUCCACAAUAUCAUGGUCCUCCACAACAUCAUAGUCCUCCGCAAAAUUAUGGUCCCCCGCAACACUAUGGUCCUCCACAACAUCACUCCUCUCAUGAUGAUGUAGUUCCAAUAAUUCAUGAAGAACAUUAUUAUCACUCACCCAGUCAUUAUGAUGAGGAGGAAUAUUGGCACAAACCAUCUUACCAUAAAUCAAAAGGAGAUUUAUCAAUAAAAGACUUUUUUGAAAUAGCAUUGACUGCUCUAGCAUUUCUGGCCUUUGGAUUAUUCAUUAUUCAACUUCUCAUGGCAAUUGCGAAUUCCGGAAGCACAACAGUUGUGACUGACGAUGCACCGAGAUUUAAACGCAACGCGUCACCGUAUAGUAGCAAUGCAGAAUUAAACGAACUCUCUCAUCGAGUGCUUCAGUCUAUCGAAGCAAUUAUGGUAGCAAACAAUGAUUCAGGUCGUUGCCUUCGAUGGACUUUAUGCAGAGACAAUAAACAUUCGAUACAAACCUCAAGUGCCCAACGAUUGUGGUUACCAAUCUGGAGCUUAGGAACGAGUUGGUUAUCAGGACAAAUGUUGAAACAAAAAACAUGGUUGGCUAUGUUUGAGUCUAUUAAAGCAUCAGUUCUUGGAUUAGGUGGUGCUGAUUGUUCGAUGCUUUAUCCAGGAUGUGAUUUACUCAGUGAGAGAAUUAAACGACGUCGUCGAAGAAGAAAAUAAACUCUGAAGAAAACUGCCUAGCUUCACAUUUUUCAGAAAAUUACUUUCUUACAUUUUCUGUUGACAAUCAUCGUAGUACAAAUUGUUGAUACUUGGUUUAUAUUUUUUUUUAAAUUUUGUUUAGGUUGACCCUGACAGCCAAGUUGGCCGCAGAAAUUGAUAUUUCCAAAGUUGAUAGACACUUUCUCAGAAAAUUGGCGGUAACCUGUAGCCAAAAGUUGCAAAAGCUAAUUGUCGACAACUUGUCAUCAAUUUGGUCGCAAAUUAAUGAAUACCAUAACUUUUUGACAAGCAACUAACUCCUUUGAUAGCCAAGUUGGCCGCAAAAGUUGGCAUUUCCAUAAGUUGACGGCAACUUUUCGAGAAACUUGUCAAUAACUUUCAGCUCGUGUAACUGUUGCCGACAA